This is a messenger RNA of Linepithema humile (Argentine ant), 2725 nucleotides long. The record is from RefSeq and is a predicted model, not a curated record. Lineage: Eukaryota; Metazoa; Arthropoda; Insecta; Hymenoptera; Formicidae.
UGUUCGAAGCUAGCCAAAGUGCGGAGCUCACAUGUACGUACGUGGCUUGCGCAUAUAUGCGGUAUUUCCUCUUUCACACUGCUUGCUGCUGCGUUUCAAAUCUGGCGUCACUGCCGCGACGAACCAGCUGACGCAAUCUGAUGCAUCAUGAAACCAAGCUUUACAUCCAACGAAUACAUCGUAUGCUUCCUGUCGCUCACAUGUCUUGCGGUUGUGUGCUAACAUAUUUUCUUAUUUAUUGAUAUAUUUAUUAAUUUAUUGGUAACAAUGCUCAUUUCAACGAACGAGGGCAACCCGAACACGUUAAAGCUGAUUAUUGCGGCUAAAUUAGCUCAGGAAUCUGUGGACGUUAAAAUCGUAAAGCCUGGUGAUGCUGCGCUGAGCCGUUUACCAACAUUAAUUACAUCCUCAGGGUUAUCAUUAUUCAGUAUCUCUUCAGCACUGCGUUUUCUAUUGCCUGUACCUAAACAAUUAGAGGUUCUUAAUGAUAGAUGGUUGGAAUGGGAAAUUUCUCAAUUACAGCCAGCUAUAUUGAGUAAUGCUAGUGAAAGGACUUCUAAAAUUUCACACAAAUCUGACUUAUGGUCUUUAUUGAAAGAUCUCAAUAGGGAAUUAAAGGACAAACAGUACUUAAUUGGGGAAUAUAGUAAUUUAUCACCAGCAGAUAUUUCUAUUUGGGUAAGCCUUUGGAGUACCAUAUUACUUGCGGACGUCAAAGAUGAUACAAAGGAUUUGCCAAAUGUAUAUAGCUGGCUAGUUAAUAUGGAGAAGCAAACACUUAUUCAGGAAUCUAUUAAAGAGUUUAAUUUUGAAAGAGGCGUAAAAGCUAUCGCAAACUCGGUACAGUUCUUCCUGGAUUUACCUAAGAUAGAGGAGAAAUUGAAAGAAUAUAACGUAACCGUGGAGAAAGAAUGGUCCAACGUUGCGAGAGUGGUUUCGAAAGCAUGGUUACGCGACGGUCUUAAGCCGCGUUGCAUUACUAGAGAUCUGAAGUGGGGCAUACCGGUCCCAGUAAAGGGUUUCGAUAAAGUGUUUUACGUCUGGUUUGACGCCCCUUUCGGAUAUAUCAGUAUUACAAAGAAGUAUACCAAAGAAUAUGAGAAAUGGUGGCAACCUCUUCAGGAUACAAAAGUCGAUUUGUUCCAGUUUAUGGCAAAGGAUAACGUUCCGUUUCACGCGAUAAUGUUUCCCGCUUGUUUGCUAGCGGCUAAUCAAAAUUACACGUUGAUCAAGUAUUUAAUGGCAACUGAAUAUUUGAAUUAUGAAGAUAAGAAAUUCUCCAAGUCAAGAGGAAUUGGAGUGUUUGGCACCGAUGCCAGAGAAACCGGCAUUCCCGCGGACGUGUGGAGAUUUUAUUUAGCCUAUAUUAGGCCCGAAACUCAAGAUUCCAACUUUAAUUGGGUGGAUUUAGCCACGAAAAACAACAGCGAGUUAUUGAAUAAUCUUGGCAAUUUUGUUAACAGAGCUCUAGUAUUCUGCGAGAAGUUUUUCGACUCUAAUAUACCAUCGAUCGAACCGGAGGAGGCCGAUUGGACCGUACUGGCGUUAGCGCAACGCGAACUGUCGUCUUACAUUAACGCCAUGGAACAAGCCAAGUUGAGAGAUGGCCUGAAACACAUAUUGGCGAUUUCCAAGCAUGGCAAUCAGUACAUGCAAUUCCAGCAGCCGUGGGUGAAAAUCAAGGGAACCGACGACGACAAGAAGAGAGCUGGGACUGUUGUUGCAAUUUGCUGCAAUUUAGCUUGCUUUUUGUCCGCCCUUUUAACUCUCUUCAUGCCGACGACAACUAAACAACUGAGAUCUCAACUAGGUUUGAGUAACAAAAGUUAUGGCUACAUUCCUAAGACAAUAACGAAUAUGUUGCCGACGUGGCACAAAAUCGGCAAGUCCAGUCCAUUGUUCACCAAGAUUGAAGAUCAAAAGGUAGAAAUGUUACGGAUUAAAUACGCUGGACAACAAGAGACUAAUGGCAAAGAACCGGCGGCGAGCAAAACUUCUGAUGAUAGCAUUGCGGCAUUAGAAGCCGCCAUCACAAAACAGGACAACGUAGUAAGACAACUGAAAGCUAAACACGAUAAAAGCGUCUGGCAGCCUCAAGUAGACAUUCUGGUAGACUUAAAAAAGCUUUCUAAUCUUAAAGUCGAUUCCAAUGAGCCACAGAAAAAAUCACCCACUAAAAUUAAGAAGGCCGAACCGACGCAUGUGCCGGAACAAAACGGGGAUGCUCUGAUGGACGUAGGUGUAGAGUCGGCAAUCGCGAAACAGGUUAAUCUUGUGCGAGAAUUAAAGACCAAGGAAGAUGGAAGCGUGUGGAAACCACAAGUGGAAAUAUUAUUGGAACUUAAGCAGCGUUUGGCGAAUCUCACGGGAACAGUACCAGUCGCUGAUAAGAAAUCUAAGAAGAAAAAAUAAUUUACAUUUCCAUCAUCGUAAAGUGAUAAGAUAAUUGUAUUUACACACUUUUUCCAAAUGAUAACGUGUUAUUUACACAGUUAUUUCCCGAAUGCGUGUAAAGUACGGCAUAAUAAUAUGUAACGAAAUAUAAAAAAUAUAUACAUGCGUGAUUUAUACAAUGCGAUUGUUGUAUUCUAAUAAUCGCGUCGUGUCAAGAUGUAGAAACAAUCUUAAAAAGAUAUUUGUACUUUAUUUAAGCACGUUUAUUCGCGCACUACGUAUACUUGUAAUGAUGAUCGGGUAAAUAAUUUACAUGAAAAUUGAAAAUCCA